Rotaria sp. Silwood2 is the source of this 1695-nucleotide messenger RNA. The record is from the annotation of a GenBank genome assembly. NCBI's taxonomy places the organism in Eukaryota, Metazoa, Rotifera, Eurotatoria, Philodinida, Philodinidae.
AUGUCAAACGUUACUUAUUUUCUUCCUUCAUUCGAUUUGAAAAAUAUUCUCAGUUCAUCAGAUCCACAAUGGUACAAAUUUCCUGUUACAACGUCACAAAUUGAUAUAAUCGUUUCUAUCAACAAGCCGAAUGACAUCGAUAUGUCUGGGACUGAUCAAAAAGAGCAAUUCUUUCCUCGUUUUAUACAACAAGUUAACAAAUGGUUGGAAUGGUUUGACGCAUUUAUCGAUAUUUUUCAGCAUAUCAUUGAAUGGCUGAAAAUCCGAAAAGUAGAAGGUGCUGAACAAUUCUUUAGUGAUAUACAUUCAAUCAAAAAAGAUUCAAGGAUUAGUAUCAUUAAAAUGAAAACAAUCAUCCAACAGAUAGUAAAAGUACUCAAACUUUUGAAGAAUCUUCAACGUCUUUGUGAUCUAUUCAAUUGUACAAAUUCAUUUGAAAUUAUUGACUUUGGUACUUUAGGCCGUCCAGACCAAUGGAAAUCAUAUAUUGCAGAACUAAAACGGUUGCAUACCAAUAAUACCUUCACAGUCAAGAUUUAUACUGAACAUUCGCAACACUACUUUAUUGGUGCUCGUCAAAAUGUUCACUGGUCGCUCGCCUGUGACAAACUUGAAUGUAACAUUAAAAUAGAAUAUCAAAUUAAUAGAGCUCAUCUUAACAGCUACACAUUAUUUUCCGGUCGAAAUUUUCCUAUUCAUAGACAAGUUUUACAAGGAGAAUUUAAAACACAGCACAGUGGCGAUGUAAUAAUAACUAUUGACAAUCAAACGGGACGUGCUCCACGGACAAUUUGGUAUCAAUGUAAAACAGUCCCUUUUUCAACAUGCCAUCUAUUUGAUGGCAUCUUCUCUAUGCUCUAUCAAAAAAAUUUCAAACAAUCAAUUGAAAAUAUUAAAGAAAAUGAUAUGAGUGAUUUGAUCAAUAAAGUCUUCUCUUUUAUUGAUAGUCUUUUAACUGGUAAUAUUACUUUAAAAGAUAUGGACUAUCUUAAAACCGUUUUUCACGAUAAAAACAUUGAUGUUAGAAAAGAAGUCAAGAAAUUGUUUGUUAAUCGCUCAAUCAAAGACAAGAAACAAGAAACAUCGAGAACAACAACAACAGCACAUAUCAUAUCACAAAGUCAAAGUGAUCAAGAAAUUGAACAAGUUUGUGAAUGGUUAAGAACUUAUCAAUACUACAGUCAUCUUAAUAUUAUAAAUGAUUGUGUACAAAAAUUUAAAAUUUUUUUAAAUAUUGAUGAAAAUGAUGAAUCAAUCGAUCAUCUGCAAGAAAUGAUUAUCAACGAAAAUUGUUCUCUUAAAAAUAUUUCAGAAACUUACAAAGAUCUUUACGAACGUUUUCGAAAGUUAACAAAUCAUCAUUUGCAAUUGAUUAAAAUGAUUGUCGAAUGUUCAAAUAUAGUUCAAAUGAUGAAACAAUUUGAUUUAUAUUCGACUCAUGGAUUACGUCGAUUUCAAGAAUUGCGAGAUAAUUUAACAACACAAUUUCAAUUAGAAGAACGCAAUAAUAUGAUUCUUAAUUCAUGGAUUAUUAGUUACGCUUUAUGUGAACCAUUUGUUCGCCAAGUAAAAAAUUUAGAAGAAUUUGUAGAUAAUCUUGCAAAAUUAUCAAAUAUUGAUGAAAGCUCAUUGGAACAUAUUAAAGGUAGACAAAAUGCUUCAAUUUUUUCAAUAAUCGAAUGUUUUCUAAAGUAG